Molecule: messenger RNA, 3126 nt
Organism: Penicillium mononematosum
Lineage: Eukaryota; Fungi; Ascomycota; Eurotiomycetes; Eurotiales; Aspergillaceae
Product: ATP-dependent RNA helicase MTR4
Exons: 5
Coding region: 1-3126 (1041 amino acids)
Biological process (GO): maturation of 5.8S rRNA; RNA catabolic process
Cellular component (GO): nucleus
Molecular function (GO): RNA helicase activity; ATP binding; RNA binding
Source: RefSeq, a predicted model, not a curated record
AUGGAUGAGCUCUUUGACGUCUUUGAGGACCAGCCUCAGGCGGUGAAUGGAGCCGUGAAGAAAACUGCAGAUACCCAGCCUGAAGAGAAGGAGGAUGUUGCGAUGAGCGAUGCACCCGCCGCAGAAGUCGACUCAGCAGAUGCCGAAGCCCCCGCGACUCCGUCCGAGCCAGAGCAACCCGAUACGAAGCGACCUCGAUUGGAUCAGGAACCCGAGCCAGUCGUCGCCGAUUCUUUUGAAACCGAGCAAGAGCGUGAGAUUGCAGCUGGAGGACUUGCUACAGACACUUCUGCAGUUGUGGUGUCUCAUCAAGUGCGCCACCAGGUCGCAAUCCCACCAAACUACCCUUAUGUGCCUAUCUCCCAGCACAAGCCUCCGGCGAACCCAGCAAAGACAUGGCCCUUCACACUUGAUCCUUUCCAGCAGGUCGCAGUUUCUUCAAUCCAGCGUGAGGAGAGUGUGCUGGUGUCAGCUCACACUAGUGCCGGAAAGACCGUGGUGGCAGAAUACGCCAUUGCGCAAAGUUUGAAGCAAAACCAGCGAGUGAUCUACACCAGUCCGAUUAAGGCGCUCAGUAACCAGAAGUACCGUGAAUUUGCUGCCGAGUUUGGCGAUGUCGGCCUAAUGACUGGUGAUGUGACCAUCAAUCCCACUGCUACAUGUCUUGUUAUGACCACAGAGAUUCUUCGUUCCAUGUUGUACCGUGGCUCUGAGAUUAUGCGUGAAGUUCAGUGGGUGGUCUUCGAUGAAAUUCACUACAUGCGAGAUGUGAAUCGUGGUGUCGUUUGGGAAGAGACUAUCAUUCUGUUGCCCGAUAAGGUCCGCUAUGUUUUCCUGUCCGCCACUAUUCCGAACGCCAUGCAAUUCGCCGAAUGGAUCGUGAAGAUGCACGACCAACCCUGUCACGUUGUCUACACCAACUAUCGUCCGACCCCCCUCCAGAAUUACUUCUUCCCCGCUGGUGGAGAGGGUAUCCAUCUCGUGGUGGAUGAAAAGGGAGUCUUCCGCGAAGAGAACUUCCAGAAGGCAAUGAGCGCAAUCGCUGACAAGAAAGGCGAUGACCCGGCUGAUGCUUUAGCCAAACGCAAGGGCAAGGGCAAGGAUAAGCAAAUCAAUAAGGGUGGAAACAAGGGCCCAUCGGAUAUCUACAAGAUCGUCAGAAUGAUCAUGCUUAAGAACUACAACCCCGUCAUUGUCUUCAGUUUCAGCAAGCGAGAGUGUGAAGCAGGUGCUUUGCAGAUGAGCAAACUGACUUUCAACGAUGAUUCUGAGAAGAAUAUGGUGUCCAAGGUUUUCGAAAGUGCUAUCGAGAUGUUGUCUCCAGAGGAUCGCCAAUUGCCACAGAUCCAAAACAUCCUUCCGCUUUUGCAACAAGGUAUCGGUGUCCAUCACUCAGGAUUGCUGCCAAUUCUUAAGGAAACCAUUGAGAUUCUUUUCCAGGAGGGUCUCAUCAAGGUUCUGUUUGCAACUGAGACUUUCUCCAUUGGUCUCAACAUGCCUGCCAAGACUGUAGUUUUUACCAGUGUCCGCAAAUUUGAUGGAACUAGCCAGCGUUGGGUUACCCCGUCUGAAUUCAUCCAGAUGUCUGGACGUGCUGGUCGUCGAGGUCUCGAUGACCGAGGUAUUGUGAUCAUGAUGGUCGGAGAGGAGAUGGAUCCAGCAGUCGCGAAGGAGAUUGUGCGCGGUGAACAGGACCGACUCAAUUCCGCAUUCCACCUAGGCUACAACAUGAUUCUCAACCUGAUGCGUGUGGAGGGUAUCUCACCCGAAUACAUGCUCGAACGAUGCUUCAAGCAGUUCCAGAACACUGGAAGCGUUUCAGGCCUGGAGAAGGAGCUCGAAGGUCUUGAAGAGAAGCGCGCCAACAUGAUUAUCUCUGACGAGGGGACCAUCCGCGAAUACUACGACCUACGGAAACAACUGGACGCAUUUGCGGACGAUGUUCAGCAUGUUAUUACCCACCCAAAUUACUCUUUGACUUACAUCCACCCUGGACGAUUGAUCCAUGUUAAGUACAAGGAUGCCGAUUUCGGUUGGGGCGUGGUGAUCAACCAGAAGAAGCGCAAGCAAGCGAACAAUGACACCGAGAAAUUUAGUCCUCACCAAUCUCAUAUUGUUGAUGUCCUGAUGAGGAUGUCGGGAGGCUCGUCCAUUGGCACCAAGUCUUUCCAAGAUCUUCCGCCAGGUGUUCACCCCGCAAAGGAAGGGGAACCGACUCGCAGUGAGGUUGUGCCCAUUGUGCUGAGCUGCAUCACGGAGAUCUCUCACAUUCGCAUCAUGCUCCCGAAGGACAUCACGUCGCCUGGCUCUCGGAAUGAUGUUAUGAAGUCGGUUGACGAAGUUAAGAGGCGCUUCCCAGACGGUGUUCCGCUGCUUGAUCCGAUUGAGAACAUGCAGAUCAAGGAUGAAAGCUUCAAGAAGCUGCUACGGAAAAUCGAGGUUCUUGAGUCUCGCCUCCUGAGUAACCCUUUGCACAAUUCACCCCGGUUGACUGAAUUGUACGAGCAAUACGCCGAGAAGGUGGACCUGACUGCAAAGAUCAAGGCGAUAAAGAAGCAGAUUACAGAAGCUAUGUCGAUCUUGCAGCUUGAUGAGCUGAAGUGCCGCAAGCGCGUACUCCGUCGUUUCGGAUUUAUUAACGAAGCCGAAGUUGUGCAGUUGAAGGCUCGUGUUGCUUGUGAGAUUAGCACAGGCGAUGAACUGAUGCUGAGCGAGUUGCUGUUUAAUGGUUUCUUCAACAACCUGACUCCUGAGCAAGUCGCUUCCGUAAUGAAUGAGUUGGCAAAGCCAUUGAAGGAGAUCCAAUCACAGGCCCGCAUCAUCGCCAAGGUGUCGCAAGAGUCUAAGAUGGCCGUGAAUGAAGACGAGUACGUUCAAAGCUUCCACUGGGAGCUGAUGGAGGUGAUCUACGAGUGGAGUCAAGGCAAGUCUUUUGCAGAUAUCUGCAAAAUGACCGAUGUCUAUGAGGGUAGUUUGAUCCGUGUCUUCCGCCGGCUGGAAGAGUGUUUGCGGCAGAUGGCGCAAGCUGCCAAGGUGAUGGGCAGCGAAGACCUGGAGAGCAAGUUCGAGGAGGCCUUGGGCAAGGUCCGCCGCGAUAUUGUUGCUGCCCAGUCCCUGUACUUGUAG